This is a messenger RNA of Euleptes europaea (tarantolino), 921 nucleotides long. RefSeq names its product keratin-associated protein 10-2-like. The coding region runs from base 1 to 921 and encodes 306 amino acids. The transcript is spliced from 4 exons. The record is from RefSeq and is a predicted model, not a curated record. NCBI's taxonomy places the organism in Eukaryota, Metazoa, Chordata, Lepidosauria, Squamata, Sphaerodactylidae.
AUGUCAUGCGGCUGCGGGGGUAACGACAGCGACUCGACCAUCCUCUGCAUCCCCUGCGGGAACCAGGGUUGUUGCUGCCAACCUGGCUGCUGCUGCCAGCCUUGCUGCUGCUGCCAGUCCCGCUGCCAGCCCCUCCCCUUCCUUUCCACCAUGCUUGCCAGCUAUGGUCGUUCCCGCCGCAACCGCAACCGCACAUCGGUCAUCUGCAUCCCCUCCGGGAACCACUGCUGUUGCUGCCACCCUUGCUGCUGCUGCCAACCUUGCUGCUGCCAACCUUGUUGCUGCCAACCUUGCUGCUGCCGACCUUGCUGCUGCCAACCUUGCUGCGGCAUGAGGCAAUCCACCAGCAGUGACCCCAUUAAAUCCUCUGGCUCAUCCCAGCAAUCCACCAGUAGUGAUCCCAUGAAAUCCUCUGGCCCAUCUCAGCAAUCCACCAGCAGUGACCCUAUGCAAUCCUCUGGCCCAUUUCAGCAAUCCACCAGCAGUGACCCCAUUAAAUCCUCUGGCCCAUCCCAGCAAUCAACCUGCGGGGCCCCUAUGCAAUCCUCUGGCCCAUCCCAGCAAUCCACCAGCAGUGACCCCAUUAAAUCCUCUGGCUCAUCCCAGCAAUCCACCAGUAGUGAUCCCAUGAAAUCCUCUGGCCCAUCUCAGCAAUCCACCAGCAGUGACCCCAUGAAAUCCUCUGGCCCAUCCCAGCAAUCAACCUGCGGGGCCCCUAUGCAAUCCUCUGGCUCAUCCCAGCAAUCCUCCAGCAGUGACCCCAUGAAGUCCUCUGGCCCAUCUCAGCAAUCCACCAGCAGUGAUCCCACAAAACCCUCUGGCCCAUCCCAGCAAUCCACCAGCAGUGACCCCAUGAAAUCCUCUGGCCCAUCCCAGCAAUCCACCAGUAGUGAUCCCAUGAAAUCCUCUGGCUGGCCCUAG